Molecule: messenger RNA, 1500 nt
Organism: Loa loa (African eye worm)
Lineage: Eukaryota; Metazoa; Nematoda; Chromadorea; Rhabditida; Onchocercidae
Product: galactosyltransferase
Exons: 10
Coding region: 1-1263 (420 amino acids)
Biological process (GO): glycosphingolipid biosynthetic process; carbohydrate metabolic process
Molecular function (GO): N-acetyl-beta-glucosaminyl-derivative 4-beta-N-acetylgalactosaminyltransferase activity
Source: RefSeq, a predicted model, not a curated record
AUGGCGAUAAAAUGUUUACAAUUGUCGAUGAAACAGUUACUCUUGCUUCUUGCAGUUGCAACUUGUUCGUAUUUGAUCAUUGGCAAAUCAGUCAUGCCAACAAGGUUGAAAACUACAAAACCACGUGAUAUUUUAAGUAUUAAACAGCAGCAACAGCAGCAGCAUCAACAAAAUACGGUCAACAAAAAAUCGCCAAUUAUUUCUAAUGAAAAAACCAAAGGAGACGAAGAAAGUGUUCUUGAGCUUGUUAAAAACGAUCAUGAAAUAGUAUUAGAACGAAUAAGAUUACCAGAUAUUAUUGAUAUGCAACGGAAUGGAACAUCAGCCACUGUGAUUGUCGAUAUGGGGGAUAAGCCACUUGCAGAAGACAUCCCGUUAUUUGACGAACUUAAAAGCCGCUUGUUAAAGAACAGGUCAAAUGACCUGAAAAAGAUUUGUUCAGAAUCGGAAGACAACAGAAAAUUGAUUGGACAAUUGCCACAAGCAGUGCUUUUAAUAACAAACUUGAAAGAAGCUGAGGUACAGAAACAUUAUCCAUAUUUAGAACCUGGCGGACAUUGGAAACCAGAAGAUUGCACUACAGAACAUAAAUUGGCUGUGAUAAUUCCAUUUCGAGAUCGUCAAACACAUUUGACACGUCUUAUCGAUUUUCUUAUUCCAGUCCUUAAAAGACAGCAGUUGGAUUUCCGAUUCAUUGUAACAGAGCAGUAUGGUAAUGAUCUGUUUAACAAAGGCCGAAUAAUGAAUGCAGCAUUUCGCUUAGCUGAACGUCUCAAUGUCAGCUGUGUUAUAUUUCAUGAUGUUGAUAUGUUCCCGCAGGACGAUCGUAAUUUCUACGGUUGUCCACCAACACCACGGCAUAUUGGUGCUUUUGUUAGUAAUCUUGGAUAUCAAUUAUGGUAUAAAGAAAUAGUUGGUGGCGUUUUAGCAAUUAGUAUGGAUGAUUACCGAACAGUAAAUGGUUAUUCGAAUAUGUACUGGGGCUGGGGUGGUGAAGACGAUGAUAUGGGGAAACGAAUAAUGGCAGAAAAUCUAACUAUUGAAAGGCCUGAUGUUACCACAGGUCGAUUUACUAUGCUCAAACAUGUGAAGAGGAAACGAGUUGCACCAAAAUUAAUACAUAAAUUAUUAGAUGAAGCUGAAACACGCUAUCGAAUUGAUGGCCUGAAUGUUACUUCAUGGAAAAUAUUAAAGAUUACACUACGACCCUUAUAUUAUCACAUAUAUGUUGAUGUUGGCAAGCCGCCAUCAGAAUGGGUAUGAAAGUUUUUGGUGCUCUAUGAUUAGGGAAUUUCUUUCUACUUUGUGAACUUAUGCGGUCUUGAAAAGACUUGAUUCUGCUCAUUUAUGUGAAAUUUCAUUGUUAUAAAAAACGCUGAGCGAAAUCCAAAGAUGAGCCAAUGUUCUAACGAGUAGAUGAAAUAAAUUUAAUAAAGCCCUCCUGUGAAAGUAGAUUCCCGUUAAGCUCUAAGAGGUUGACCUAUUCUUUUUUUUUCAAAA